Manis pentadactyla (Chinese pangolin) is the source of this 4853-nucleotide messenger RNA. It is a transcript of the gene KCND1, whose product is annotated as potassium voltage-gated channel subfamily D member 1. The transcript has 6 exons. Gene Ontology annotation, molecular function: A-type (transient outward) potassium channel activity; protein binding. The record is from RefSeq and is a predicted model, not a curated record. Gene Ontology annotation, cellular component: voltage-gated potassium channel complex; membrane. The coding region runs from base 1726 to 3669 and encodes 647 amino acids. Gene Ontology annotation, biological process: protein homooligomerization; potassium ion transmembrane transport. NCBI's taxonomy places the organism in Eukaryota, Metazoa, Chordata, Mammalia, Pholidota, Manidae.
GAAGGAGAUGGGGAAAACUGGCAAGGCUCCCUGCCACCCCCAUUUUCCAGAUGACGCGACUGAGGCCCAACCAGCUUUGUGGGAGGCGGAGUCUCCCCAGGGUCCCUUAAGCUGUCCUAGGGGAGGGGGCUCUGGGAGCCACAAGGCCCCUCCCUGCCUCUCUUCAUCUCCUGGCAAGCUCCAAGGGGCGGGGAGAGAAAGCCAGAGGAGGAGGAGAGCUCAGGCAGCUCUGCAGAGGGGGGCAGGAGCUGCAGUGUUUGGUACCCCCAGCCCCACCGCUGUUGCUGCUGCUGCAGCGGGGACACAGGUGAGGACGGUCCUUCGGGGAGGUGGAGGGGCCCACCAACAGUGCUGUCCUAGUCCCUGCCGGGUCCAGCCUCCAUGCUCUAGCCCAUCCUGGGACAGUCCCCAGGGGUCCUGCUGGACUUUGUCUUCCAGGAACGCAGCCCCCUCCCCCUGCCUGUGCUGCUUUCUCUCCGGGGCCUGGCCGUGGCUGCUUCUCUAUCUCCUGCUGCCGCUGCUGCUACUGCCGCUGCCCAGCAAACGCCACCAGCCCCUUGGGGUGUGGUUUCCCCAGACCAGCCCCCAACAGGGGGACAGAGCCUUAUCCCAGCCUCCCUGUCAGCUUCCUGCAGGACCCAGUGACCCCCCUUCCUGAAGACACACCCAACUCCCUUUCAACACCCCACCACCCCGUCCAACCCAUUUUGGAGGAGACCUCCUCAUAGUCUUCUGUCCUCUGGGUGCUCUGGGGCUGUACCCAACUUCCUUCCAAUUGAGCCCCAGUCCUGACAGAUUCCCCCAGGCCCCUUUAUUCCUCCUGGAAGUCUUGAGAAGAUCGAUUAGCUUUUCUUAGCCACCCAGACACCUCUCAGCCUCUGGAAAAUAAAAUAACCUGGCCCCAUAUCUACCCCCUUUAGGUACCCCCAUUCCCUUCUCCAGCCCCUCUAUGGGGCCCCACUUCUCCUUCCUUCCCCAAAACCCCAGUAGAGUGUAGACACCCCCCAUACACACAUACCACGCUAUUGUUGGCAGCUCAAGGCAUUCCCAAGACACCUCUCAGCCUCUUUAUAAUCUCCGGGCUCUAUAGCCACCUGUAAAAUGCACCAACCCUUUUCCUAGAUCCACGAGGGGGCUUCAAACCCCUUAUCUUUUCCUCAGAAAUUUUGAGGGUGUUGACACCUUUCUCAGCCCCUCUGGAAAUCCCUCCAGGUACUCUCAGCCUCUUUAGACACCUCUGGUUCCAUUUCUACCUCUCUUGAUGUCCCAGUUCCCCCUCCAGCCCUGCCAAGGAGUUCCAGUCCCUUCUUUUUUCCCUCAGAACUGGAGAGUGUGGACAACUCCCCAGUAUUUCCUGGCACUCCCCCAGACACCCCAGACAUCUCUCAGGCACAUAUCAACCUCUCUAGAAUCAUCUCAGUCUGUGUAAACACUUCCUCAGAUAUUCUUGGCCCCUCAGGCGCCUCUUUUCUGCUCCUCUCAUGCCCCCUUAGCCCUUCUCAGUGCCUCAAGACAAUCCCGAUUCCUCUCAGACACUCUAAAUGUCUGUCAAGCCCCUGCCCCUCUGUGUAGUUCCUCCUCCUGGUUCCUCUUGGCCUCUCUAGACACCCCCAGUUUCCUUGUGCGAGUGGCUCACGGCGUCCCCAAGUUCCCCACCAUACUAGAGACAGCCAUAUUCUCCUAAAGGCCACACCCCAAGUUUCCGUGGGCCUGGGGCACAGCAGGAUGGCGGCAGGCGUGGCCACGUGGCUACCCUUUGCACGGGCAGCUGCGGUGGGCUGGCUGCCCCUGGCACAGCAGCCCCUGCCCCCUGCACCAGGGGUGAAGGCAUCUCGAGGGGAUGAGGUUCUGGUGGUGAACGUGAGCGGCCGGCGUUUUGAGACCUGGAAGAACACUCUGGACCGCUACCCAGACACCCUGCUGGGCAGUUCGGAGAAGGAAUUCUUCUACGACGCUGACUCAGGCGAGUACUUCUUCGAUCGUGACCCAGACAUGUUCCGGCACGUGCUGAACUUCUACCGCACCGGCCGACUGCACUGCCCGCGGCAGGAGUGCAUUCAGGCCUUCGACGAAGAGCUGGCCUUCUAUGGCCUGGUGCCGGAGCUCGUCGGCGACUGCUGCCUCGAAGAGUACCGGGACCGCAAGAAGGAGAAUGCCGAGCGCCUGGUGGAGGAUGAGGAGGCCGAGCAGGCCGGGGAUGGCCCAGUCUUGCCAGCAGGCAGCUCCCUGCGGCAGCGACUCUGGCGUGCCUUCGAGAAUCCACACACGAGCACUGCGGCCCUCGUUUUCUACUAUGUGACAGGCUUUUUCAUUGCUGUGUCGGUCAUUGCCAACGUGGUUGAGACCAUCCCUUGCCGCGGCUCUGCGCGGCGGCCCCUGAGGGAGCAGCCCUGUGGUGACCGUUUCCCACUGGCCUUUUUCUGUAUGGACACUGCCUGUGUACUCAUAUUCACUGGUGAAUACCUCCUGCGGCUGUUUGCCGCUCCCAGCCGCUGCCGCUUCCUGCGAAGCGUUAUGAGCCUCAUUGACGUGGUGGCCAUCUUGCCCUACUACAUCGGGCUUUUUGUGCCCAAGAAUGAGGAUGUCUCAGGUGCCUUUGUCACCCUGCGUGUAUUUCGGGUGUUCCGCAUCUUCAAGUUCUCCAGGCACUCACAGGGCUUGCGAAUUCUGGGCUACACACUCAAAAGCUGUGCCUCUGAGCUGGGCUUUCUCCUCUUUUCCCUUACCAUGGCCAUCAUCAUCUUCGCCACUGUCAUGUUUUAUGCUGAGAAGGGCACAAACAAGACCAACUUUACUAGCAUCCCUGCGGCCUUCUGGUAUACCAUUGUCACCAUGACCACACUUGGCUAUGGAGACAUGGUGCCCAGCACCAUUGCUGGCAAGAUUUUUGGGUCCAUCUGUUCACUCAGUGGCGUCUUGGUCAUUGCCCUGCCCGUGCCAGUCAUUGUGUCCAACUUUAGCCGCAUCUACCACCAGAAUCAGCGUGCUGACAAGCGCCGAGCACAGCAGAAGGUGCGCUUGGCUAGGAUUCGGUUGGCAAAGAGUGGUACCACCAAUGCGUUCCUGCAGUACAAGCAUAAUGGGGGCCUUGAGGACAGUGUCAGUGGGGAGGAACAGGCGCUAUGUGUUAGGAACCAUUCUGCUUUUGAGCAGCAACAUCAUCACCUCCUGCAUUGUCUAGAGAAGACAACGUGCCAUGAGUUCAUAGAUGAGCUAACUUUCAGCGAGGCCCUGGGUCCUGUGUCACUGGGUGGCCUCACCAGCCGCAGCACCUCCGUGUCCUCCCAGCCAGUGGGGCCUGGCAGGCUGCUAUCUUCCUGCUGCCCCCGCAGGGCCAAGCGCCGUGCCAUCCGCCUUGCCAACUCUACUGCCUCAGUCAGCCGUGGCAGCAUGCAGGAGCUAGACACACUUGCAGGGCUGCGGAGGAGCCCUCCCCCUCAGAGCCGCUCAAGCCUCAAUGCCAAGCCCCAUGACAGCCUUGACCUGAACUGCGACAGCCAGGACUUCGUGGCUGCCAUCAUCAGUAUUCCUACCCCUCCUGCCAACAGCCCAGAUGAGAGCCAACCUUCCUGCCCUGGUGGCGGUGGCAGGACCAGCCCCACCCUCAGGAACUCCAGCCUGGGUACCUCUUGCCUCCUCCCUGAUACUGUCAAGAUUUCUUCCCUGUGAGGGUUGGGCCUGCCCAACCAGAGAGCCCUCUGGAUCCUUGGGGACUCCUUUCCAAAGCCAUACUUUGGGGAGGCAGAGAGGGGCAGGCCUGGGGCCCCCUUCAUCCCCUCACUGAGAACUAUGCAAUGGAGUUUCAUGGAAUGGCCCACAUGAUGGGGAAGCAGCCAGGGAAGGGGGAACUUCACCCCACCCCAGACAGUUUUCCUGAUGGGAGCUGAAGCACUUCCUCAGGCUCUUGGCCUCCUUGCUCCAGCACAUUAGUAGUGGCUCCUCUCCCCCAGCUGGCCUCCUGCAUGCUCCUUUCUUUGGGCCCUUGGGCUCCCACCUGACAUCUGAGCUGUGGUCCAAGGAGAGAUGAGACUUCCUCUUCUCUCUGGCUGGUCUAUAUUGGUUUGGGGGUUCAGAAAACCCUCACCUCUGAUCUGGCCUCUAGGAAAAGUCCCCAUACUCCACCAGGUCCAGUAACUCCCAGAUUCUGAAGGUUGGAAUGCAACCACAGGCUUCAUGGGCUACUGCCUCAGCAGUGACCUGCCCUGCCUAGGCCUUGGCUUGGGGGUCAGGCUGCCUCUCCCACUACAAACAGAUAGCACAAACACCACCCUCCUUCCCUGGCUGCUGGAAAUGGGUCCCUGCAACCCCAACCUCUGCUGGACCCCCAGCAAACUCUAGCAAUAGCAGCUGCUGCCGUGACAUUAUGCAAAGCCUCUGCCCAGUUUGCUGCAGCAUUUACAUCUGCCCUAAUCAGAGGGGCCACCUCUAACUACUCUUCCUUCUCUCUUCUCCUCUGGUUUGCUUCCUUCCUGGGUUGGUCUGGAGUCUGCACUGGCUGAGAUAAGAGCCUGGUAGACAGCAAGAGCUGGGCUGUGUUUGGAGAUCAUGGGCUGAUUCCAUGUUCUUGGGCAGGAGUCCAGAAGAAGUUCUUGGGCUGAGGCCUGGGUUGUUCCUGAACUCUAGGAGUUGUAGGAAGCAGGAGGAAUUUCGUGAUCUCCUCCUCCCCCACAAUGCCUUUUCACAUGUUCCUUCCUCCCUCUUCUCCCCCUUGGGUCAUCUUCCGGAACUCUGUGUCUGCUCUCAGGCUGAAAUCUGGCAUCAUCUCAGGUUCCCUGUCCCCAGCACUGUCCCCAUGGAGCUGGUGCCUGACAAAGAUGUAGUUUCCAUCAGUCAAUAAAACCUGAGAGGAGAGA